Messenger RNA from Coregonus sp. 'balchen', 6146 nucleotides. NCBI's taxonomy places the organism in Eukaryota, Metazoa, Chordata, Actinopteri, Salmoniformes, Salmonidae. The record is from the annotation of a GenBank genome assembly.
UUAAUAGAACUCCCUCAAGAGUUAACAUUUUGGCAUGUCAAUUCAUCAGUUAACUACACUCUACAGUACUUUGAGCUGCCACCAUCUUUACCUUGUUGCGCAGGAAAACAGCGGGGGCCAGGGCAAGGGACUCACCUGGUAAAGGUAGGCCUAAAACUUGAUAAUAAUAAUAUGCCAUUUAGCAGACGCUUUUAUCCAAAGCGACUUACAGUCAUGCGUGCAUACAUUUUUUUUUGUGUAUGGGUGGUCCCGGGGAUCGAACCCACUACCUUGGCGUUACAAGCGCCGUGCUCUACCAGCUGAGCUACAUGACACGAUUGCUGCAUUUGGGCUAUUUCACAAUAUUAGUGCUAAAAUAGUCAGUGACUAUUUUAGGCUGGGUUGCUUUCUGGGGUUUAAAAUAUAGGUUUAUUUGACUGGAAAUAAAAUAGUUUACCUUUAAUUUUUUUCUGCAUCUUUGAUGCAUGGUACACUCUUUAUGGUUAGCAAAAAGAAGGUGCCAUAACCACAUGGUACCAUCAAAUUAAAUCUCUGACCAGGAGUAAAAAGACAAUCUCCCUCAAAGUUGACAGGCUCGACCCAGACAACACUAUAAAUGCCAAGUUUUCAUCUGUCACCACCACUAAACCUGUCAGACCUACCUGCAUUUUUGCCAGCUAUGCCACUCCCUACUGCUGAACCAUGGGAAAUGCACAGAAGAUUACUCUCCACCAAGCAUUGACCAGCUACGGCCUGUCUCGCUCACGCCCCUUCUGGCAAAGGUGUGUGACGGUUUUGUUGCUGAAUGAGCUACACAGGAUAUCCAAAAUAACAUCUCCAAACAACAGUUUGGCUGCCUCAAGGGACGCUUAACCACCCAGUGCCUUGUAAGCAUGGCAGACCAGCUGUACAGAACAGCAGACACCAGAGGCACCUCCAGCACAUGGGUCCUGACAGACUACAGCAAGGCCUUUGAUCUUGUGGAUCACACCAUUGCAAUGAAGCACCUUUUGCAAUUAUCUGUCCGACCAGAGAUCAUGCCAUGGAUUUGAAACUUCCAUUCCGGCCAUAGCCAGGUGACAAGAUCCCAUGAGACUAUCCCAGGCCCAGUAAUUCUCCUGUGGCCUCCCCUAGGGCACAUGGCUUGGUCCAAUUGUAUUCGUGGCUCACGUCAAUGGCGCAUCAGAGGGUACCCUAUCCAACUCCUGGGCCUUUGCGGAUGACCUGAACCUCAAAUAAUCAAGACACAUAUGUGACACUUCCACCAUACAGCAGGACCUCUACCAACUAGCUAACUGGUCAGAACAAAACAAGAUGAAUCUCAACCCAACAAAGUGCAACGUCAUGUACACCUGUUUCAGCCACAAUCCUGACUCACCCUCCGCCAUAAUCCAUCUCCGGCCACACACUUGAGGUGGUGUCCAGCGCCAAAGCGCUCAGUGUGACAUUCCAAGCCAACCUAAAAUGGGACACACAUCUCCGACAUUACCACCAAAGGGAACCGAAGGCUCUUCAUGAUGAACCAUCUUCGCCACUUCGACCUUCACCCUGAAGACCUGACAGUCUACACCUGCUUUGUCCGUCUAGUUUGCGAGUACGCCACUCCAGUAUGGCAAAGGAUCUGCAGAGGUGGGUGCCAACGACAUGCAACCAAAAGCAUCAUGGGCACCACCUACACCUUCUGCAUGCAAUGACCUGGGCUUGCAGUCCUUGGAGUUCCGUCGCACCCACCUCUGCAGAUCCUUUGCCCAGAAGCGUGCAAAAUUCCAGGAUUACAAAAAAUGGCUGCCUCAGACGAGAGGCCAUGUCAGUGGCAGAUCUACCCGACCCAGUCACAAACUGAACCUUCCCCCUACUCAGACUCAGAUACUACAACAGCUCUAUACCUUACUUUGUGAAACUGCUUAAUGCUGCUUAACUGUAAUAUUGUAUACUACAUCUCAUAUUUUUUAUUUUAUUGUAUUUACAUAGGCCUAUGUAUGCUGCAAUUCAGCUUUUAGCUGAUAAUGUGACAAUUCAAAAUAAACCUUUAAAUAUAAUAUAUAACCAACAUUAUUAUUUGGAUGUCCCUUUAGGAUAACUUUUUUGGUUCCUAUACCUUUUGUCGUAGUAAAUAUAAACUGUUAUAGAUUGAUCUGAAUAUGUUGUGUAAGAUGUUGUGCAAGACCUAUUAGGGUCAGGAGCUUGUUUUCAAUAAAUGCUGUUCCUAUGCAAGAACAAUGGACAGAGGACCAUAUCUUGUCACCAGGUGGCCAAGGACAACACCCACGCCACAGGCCACAAUCACUUGUUGCUCCCCACGAGUUUCCCUUGAGACACACACACCACACACACACACACACACACACACACACACACAUCUCACUGUGGACGCACACUCAUUCUCAACUCCCCUGUCUACUGGUCGGGUGCCAAGGGCAGAGGACUCUGCCGUGCACCAAUGGGGCAUCUGCUCUGGACAGAGCAGACCCGCCUCGGAACCAAUCAAGGGACUAGAAGAAAGACCCCUUCCUUUUUUCUACCUGGAACCAACCUUUACCUGGAAGCAAAAAGGGUUCUCCUAAAGGGAUACUAUUAGUCAAAGAACCCUUUAUAGUUCUAGGUAGGUAGCCCCUAUUUUCUAAGAGCGGUAGGCUUUCUUGGAUUUAUUUUCCAAUGUCUUCCAUGCAGGACCCCAGUUGAGAAGAGAAUGGUCGCAUUCGGACAGGUACUCCCAGUAGUUGGUGAGUUUGGAGCAUUUCAAAAACGCCUGUUGGUGGCAAUAUCGAUACCCAACAUAUUCAUGGCCUUUCACAUGUUCAGCGAAGUUUUCACAGGUAUGAAUUUCCCUCACCACUGCAACACCGACUGGAUACUCGCCCGUGGACCUGAAUUGACCUAUGACCAACAGAAAAACCUCACACUUCCAAUGAAUGAUGUCGGGGAAUAUGAGAGCUGUCGUAUGUUCACACCGGUGGACAUAUAUUGUACAGAUGGGUGGGUUUAUGACACACCCCAAGGAAACCCCACUCUGGUGACAGAGGUAGGGAUGAAAGCAGUCAUUGCAUUACCCCAGCCUAACUCCUAUUUAACUCUAUGCACUACUUGGUGAGAAGUUCAGUUUUGUGCAGAUAGCCCAAGGUAGUUUGGUUCUGUUUACGCUAUUUGAUUUGGCAGCUUGACAAUAGUUUUCAUAAUGUCACUCAUUUUCUCCUAAAAGCUUCAUCAAUCACUAUGUUCUGCGUUUUAAAUCCUGUGUCCCUUGAAUGCAAUUGUUGUAUAUCAGAGUUGGCACCUUAGUUAUGCAAGUAUGGUCUUGCCUUGUUCAUGAAGUCAAUGCUUAGGUCUUGUUUUGAACCUUAUUCACAUUUAUAUCCACGGAUAUCUGCUAAAUUGUGAGAUUAGGCAUGUAUGGCGCUUUUAUUAUGAAAAGAAGCAAUCCAUUUCCUGAUUCUCAAAGGCAACUAAAUUCUCUCCUCUUUCCCUUCCUCCUCAUCAGUUUAACCUGGUGUUUGACAACAAAGCUGUGAGUGAGGCAUCACAGUCCAUCUACAUGGCCGGCCUCCUAAUAGGGUCCCUGGUGUUUGGUCCUAUGGCAGACAGGUAAAACACACACACACAACCCACUUUUAAAUUGUCAAGAGUUUAGUGAGGAGGUCACCCCAAAAAUUUGAAAUACCCCCGCAGGUUUGGUCGUCGCUUCGCCAUCCUCGUUUCCCUGCUCUUCCAGUUGCUGUUCGGCGUGGCCGCUGCCUUCUCCCCCAACAUCUAUGUCUACAUCGCCCUUCGGUUUGUGGUCGGCAUGACAAUAUCAGGCAUUGCCAUGAACACAUUUGUGCUAGGUGGGGCAAUACUCCCAGGUUGUCUCAAGAGUUGUCUCUUACCACAGAAGCACCAAUCUCUAAUCUCAAUUAGCCAAAAUAUAACACCUUGUACUGUCUACAAUCAUCAAACAGUGUGUUUGACUAUUGAGCGUGCUGACAGCCCCAAACUGUGUGAUAGUUAUUUUCCUAUUUUUGAAGGGGCUGAGUGGACCAGUACAUCUAAGCGGGCCCUCUUCACCAUCCUCUCACAAUGUUGCUAUGCCGUGGGGCUGAUGCUGCUGCCGGGGAUCGCCUAUGGGGUCCACAACUGGAGGGCCCUGCAGCUGGUGCUCUCCAGCCCCGUCCUCCUACUGGCUGUCUACUUCCGGUGAGCCUGACCUUCAUACCUUAUGGUGGCUUGUGCAUGGGCAGUGGGUGAAGGGAAGGAACAAUUAAAUUGCCACCAGAUAUUGACGUAAGGUCAGAUUUUUUGAUUUAUUUCUAUGAGUUUGUGUCUUCUCAUCAUAGGCUUAUUUAUGUAUUGUGUAGUUACCUCUUUGGAAGUGAUAUGUGGAUGACCACACACGUUUUUGAUUUGUAGACCAAUAUUGUGUGUGUGUGUGUGUGUGUACGUACGUGCUAGGAUUCUCCCAGAGUCAGCCCGUUGGCUACUUACUCAAGGCAGGCAGAUGGAGGCCAGGCAGGAGCUCCAAAGGGCAGCUGCGGUCAACAGGAGAGAGGUCCCCCAGUCACUACUCGACAUGGAAUAAAUUCACUUUGGAGAUACAUAAUGCAAGCAUGUAAAAAACAAAACAAUGAAGUUGCAUUUGUGGUAUAUAUUAUUUAGUUGCAUCUUCUUCUAGCUGGAGGCUGAGAACACGUCUACAACGGGCAGUAUGAUGGACCUCUUCAAGAUACCCAACCUGAGGAAACGUGCUCUCACCAUGAACUACAUCUGGUUAGUAUGACCAACGACUUUGUAUUUAACUAACUUAACAUCUGUUAUGAUCAAUAUUCAAAAUACUGUUUAAAUGCAUUAAUUCACAACCAUUCCAGGUCAUUUUAUUGAAAUGUAUCAAGAGUUUACUGUAUUGACAUGUAGUGCAUUCCUUCAUGCCCCAUCUUGUUUUUACAAGCAGUUUUUCCCCCCUCUCCCUUGGGGCAGGUUUGUGACCAGCCUGGUCUACUUUGGCGUGAGUCUUAACGUGGGCCAUUUAGGCCUGGACAUCUACCUGACCCAGUUCAUCUUUGGCCUGGCAGAGAUGCUUGCUCGCCUGGGCUGCUACACCCUCCUGGAGAGCCUAGGCAGGAGGCCCUGUCAGGCAGGCGCUCUCUUCUUUGGCGGAGCAGCUUGUCUCCUAAUUCUUGCUAUUCCGGAAGGUGACUACCGAAGCCUUUUGCCAGUUAUGCAAAUGAUCAAACACCUACCCUAUCUGGGUUUAUAGUGUGUAGUAUUCAAAUUUUUUAUCUUUGUCGAAUUUCCCUGAACUUGGUGUAGUUGGCGUUAUAUUCUGAAACAUACCUGUUGGUGGUACUUGUUUGUCUUAUUUUGACCCUUAGACCUUCCAGUAUUGGUGACAGUCAUUGCAGUGACUGGAAAGUUUGCUAUAGCAGUCUCCUUCACUAUUGUCUAUGUAUAUACUGCUGAGCUCUAUCCCACCGUUGUAAGGUUAGUUAAAUUCCCAAUGUAUACUGUUUAUUACAGCAGAAUAAUAUCCUAAUUCUUCAUACUGUGUAUACAUGUCAAGUUUUCUCCUCAUCCGCUUUUGGAUACAUUUAUUGCAACGUCCUUCUUUAUGUCAUCCUUGCAGACAGAACGGUGUGGGUCUGAACUCCAUGUGUGCCCGUGGGGCGGGGAUCCUGGCUCCUCUGAUGCGUCUGCUGGAGGUUUACCACCAGGCCCUGCCCAUGCUCAUCUGUGGCAUUCUUCCCUUCAUUGGCGGGGGGCUGUGCUUUCUACUGCCGGAGACCCUCAACACUGAGCUCCAGGACUACACAGACCCACUCGUGGAGAAGACCAUGUGGGUAACCCCUCAGUUUUAGCAAGCGCCAUACUUACUGAUUUUUACUUGUUGAUCUUAGAACAUCUGAGAGCGGGACUAUUGAAAAUGGACUAGGUGAGGAGGAGAAACCAACCGAAUUGAGGAGCUCAAUUCUGAUCACUGUCUGGUCCAUACUCUCUGGAGGUGUGAGUUAGUUAGUUAUUACUCUAAAAUAUCCCUUAUUUUUUUGUAAAUGAUACCACCUUUUGGGACUGAUAAAAUGUUUUAUGAAUUAAUAAUACAAAUAAUUGAUGUUGUGUAUAAAAUAAAACGGACCUGUCACAAUAUUAAUCUUGGUGAUACCUCUCAUGAACAGCAGAUGGUGCCAAGUAACUUAGCAAUG